This is a messenger RNA of Suillus plorans, 294 nucleotides long. RefSeq lists its product as uncharacterized. The transcript has 2 exons. The annotation marks the transcript as partial. The record is from RefSeq and is a predicted model, not a curated record. NCBI's taxonomy places the organism in Eukaryota, Fungi, Basidiomycota, Agaricomycetes, Boletales, Suillaceae.
AUUGAGCGACAACCAGAUAUUCUCCUCACCGAAAUGCAAGAUCAGCUGCGGGAGAUCUGUGGUUCUGAAGUCUCGAUUGCAACAAUUUCAAGAACGAUGUGUAGGCGAGGGUUUACAUGGAAGAAGGUUACACGCCCUUCUGUCGAACGUGACGAAGAUGAUCGUGCUGCCUUCAAGAUGCUUAUAGGGGAACAUUUCCAGCCAGAACACCUUGUAUUUGCAGAUGAAUGUCAUUUCAACCAAAUUUCCCUUCGCCGUGAUUUUGCUUGGGCUCCUAUUGGACAGCGUGCAUGA